AUGCAAUUCGCGAAUUCAGUCCUUUUGAUUUUGGUAUGCAUUGGCGUGUUAUGCGUAUCGAACGCAGAUGGUGAAAUCUGUUCCUGUUCGUGCUGUGUUGGUGCAGGAUGCAAAAUGGUUGAAAAACCAGCCCUUUCAAUCCCAUCGUGUGCAAAUGAUGCGUGUGACACAAAAUGCAAGCAAACAUAUCCAGCCGAUUGCGGUAGUCCUCAGUCACAAAGCAUGGCAAUUUGUGUUUCAGGUGCUUCAAUCGUCUUUAGUCGAUACACUAUUUUCACCGCAUUCAUUCUUGCUAUGACUGCUAUGAAAGGCCUUCGUUUUUAA
Adineta ricciae is the source of this 324-nucleotide messenger RNA. Lineage: Eukaryota; Metazoa; Rotifera; Eurotatoria; Adinetida; Adinetidae. The record is from the annotation of a GenBank genome assembly.